AUGGCAUCAGACGACUUCCUGGACGCGCUUGCCACUUCGCAUGUGCAAGAUCCGCUAAACAGUGUUUACUCGGCAUGGUCUCAGUCAGCGCCAUUCGAAUAUUGCCCGUUGUGGCGCAAGGGCACCAUACGAGUACUACAUUUACUGCCUGGAGCGUCCAAGGACCCGAUAUUGUGCGAGAUCGAGCACGUAUCGUUGGACGAAGGAGUUGAGUACAACGCCUUGUCUUAUGCUUGGGGCGAUCCCGGCGAAAGAGUGGCAAUCAGUGUCUUCGGGCAUGGCUUUCAAGUCACCGCAAGCCUGGCAGAGGCACUUCGGGCCUUUCGAAAGCGACAGAAAACUGUACCUGUCUGGGCGGACGCCGUGUGCAUCAAUCAGACGGAUCCGGCUGAACGGGCCGAGCAGGUCGGCCGGAUGAGGGACGUGUAUGCCAAUGCCCGGCAAGUCAUCGUCUGGUUGGGGAAUGGUUCAGCAAUGUCGGAACUAGGACUGACGGUGAUAAGAAAGGCCAACACGCUGCCGGUGGAGGAGUGGAAUCGUCUCGUGAUUGAGACAAAAGGCGAGGCAAGGUUCCUGAAGAUGAUACUGCACGGUUUGAUGGACAUAUUCGGCCGGUCUUGGUGGAGUCGUGUGUAG
Molecule: messenger RNA, 636 nt
Organism: Cladophialophora yegresii CBS 114405
Lineage: Eukaryota; Fungi; Ascomycota; Eurotiomycetes; Chaetothyriales; Herpotrichiellaceae
Exons: 1
Coding region: 1-636 (211 amino acids)
Source: RefSeq, a predicted model, not a curated record